AUGGCGGCUGCCGUGAUGCCGAGCGUGGCGUCGGAAGCGACAAGGGGCUCCGAGCACGAGGCCGAGUCUGGCCAGGAUGCCACCAGGACAAGGACCUCGCGGGCAGCGCCCUCCCGGGAGCGCUCCCGGCAAGCCUCCCAAGGCUCCCGGGAGCGGUCGGAGAAGGAGAUGGCCACGAGCCGCUCCGCCGGACACCGAGUCAAGAAAAAAGAAGCCUCACCCGCCUCCGGCCUGGCGCGCGGCAUUCGCGGCAUGUUCGGCAUGUUGGGAGUUGCCGAGGUUCCAACCAUACCAUCCCGGUAUUCGGUAACACUGAUCAAAGGCAACCGGGAGGCCUUCUGA
Molecule: messenger RNA, 342 nt
Organism: Symbiodinium natans
Lineage: Eukaryota; Dinophyceae; Suessiales; Symbiodiniaceae
Source: the annotation of a GenBank genome assembly